Molecule: messenger RNA, 7807 nt
Organism: Biomphalaria glabrata
Lineage: Eukaryota; Metazoa; Mollusca; Gastropoda; Planorbidae
Product: multiple PDZ domain protein-like
Exons: 46
Coding region: 185-7018 (2277 amino acids)
Molecular function (GO): protein binding
Source: RefSeq, a predicted model, not a curated record
UCUAUCAAAGUUAAAAGACGAUAUGAGCUAAUGAGGCUUCCAAUAAGGAAGUGAAAUGGGAGUUUAGCAAAAGUGAAUAACUAGAUCUACUUCCGUAAACAUAUUUCUAUUAAACCUUUACUUUCACGAUAUAUUGGAUUCCUGUUACUUGCAUACAAGUGAUGAGACUUUAAAGUGGAGAAAAAUGUCACUUCUAUCAGAAAGUGAAACUGCUACAGAGUACCUGGAGAUCUUACAACAGAAAUUAUGGACAAAGGGGGAUCACUCUUUGGAUAAUGAAAUAAAUUCAUUUAUUGCGAUGCUUGAAAGUCCUUUGUUCAAGCACCUGCUUACACUACAGGGAUCUCUCCAAGAACUGAAACAUAUAUCUCAGACAUACCCAGUGACUGAAGAUGUCUUUGAUUUCUCGCCAUCUGGUGAACUUGUUAUGAAUGAAUCUUCUGAUGCAUUCACACCAGAUGCAGUAGCAGAUAGUGGAACAUUGAAAGUUCGAGGAAAGACGUCUGUCAACACAGAUCAAUUGAUUGGCUAUAGUCCUGAAGUAGAACAAAGCAUCCACACAGCAGCUGCUGGAAGGCCAAUUCAUGUCAUACAACUUUACAAGCCUGAGAAUCAAUCUUUAGGAUUCUCUGUUGUUGGAAUUAAAGAAGAGUCUAGAAAUGGUCAGCUUGGAAUCUAUGUCAAAGAUAUUCAACCCAAUGGCUUAGCAGCUCGAGAUGGGAGGCUUCAGGAAAAUGAUCAGUUACUUUCAAUCAAUGGUCAGCCACUAGAGGUCUCCCACCAGGAGGCCAUUCGUAUCCUGCAGAGUACUCAGGGCACUGCCGAAAUCGUUGUGGCACGAGGCGUACCGUCCGCCUCCAGGACUGACCUCUCCAUCCAGACUUCUCGGCCUCUUACGGCCGCUGCCCCAGCGAAGACAACGGGGAGGCCUAGUGAGGAGGAGGAAGAGGAGGGAUCAGAGAAAGAGGCUGAGGAUAAAGUGGCUAUUGAUGAGAGUGAAGGCAAAGUUGCUCAGGAGAAGACAGACAUGGUGUUAAGUACAGACUGGACACAACUUGAAGUUAUUGAUCUCGUUAAUGAUGGCACUGGACUUGGCUUUGGAAUCAUUGGUGGACGUAGUACAGGUGUGGUGGUGAAGACAAUACUGCCAGGAGGAAUAGCUGACCAGGAUGGACAUUUACGUAGUGGGGACCACAUUCUUCAGAUAGGAGAUGUUAAUGUCCGUGGGAUGAGCUCAGAACAAGUUGCCUUGGUACUUCGCCAGUCUGGCAGCCAUGUUAGAUUAGUUGUUGCCCGAUCUGUUUUAGAGCCACCACCAUUUCAGAUUCCACAUGCACCCAUUAUUCCAACUCACCAACUUGAAGAGCACAUGGAACACUUCAACAAUUUUAUGGCCAUUGAAGCUGGGGAACAAGAGCACUUCCACAACUUGCAGCUCCAGCACCAGGUCCAUCUUCAGCAAGUACAUCUCAACCAACAUCUGGGCUCUGUUCAGGUUCAUGCUCAACCUCUAGAGAACAUUGACUUACAUGACCUGGAAGAUGUUGAUGUCUUUGAAGUGGACUUGGUCAAAGAUAGCAAUGGUCUUGGUAUCACUAUAGCUGGCUAUGUGGGGGGAGAUAAUACACCUGAUGAAAUUUCUGGAAUCUUUGUUAAAAGUAUAACAGAGCAUAGUGCAGCAGCAGAGGAUGGCAGAGUUCAUGUUCAUGACCAGAUCAUUGAAGUUGAUGGCAAGUCACUUCAAGGAUUCUCUAACCAUCAAGCAGUUGAAGUGUUGAGAAACACUGGACAGAUGGUCAAGUUAAAACUAGUACGCUUCCGUCAUGGCCCAAAGUAUGACAAGCUACAAGAAUAUUUAGCACAAGCUAACCAAUCAGUGAUAACACAGCAGACAACUGUAAAAGAUAGCAGAGAAAUCAAUGCUGUAUCUAACCCAACCUAUGACCUUGAUUCCAAACAAAUUGAUCUUGAUGAUAUCCAGCUUGUCACAGAUGACUAUAGUGGUGAACUAUCACACGAUGUUGAAGCAGUCAUAAAAGCAGCCUGGGAGCCAAUCGUUGGCAAUGAUUUUUUGGUUGUGGUGGCUCAGUUAUCCAAGUUUAAGGAAGGUGGAGGUCUUGGUAUAAGUCUGGAAGGAACUGUUGAUGUUGAAGAUGGUGUUGAAGUGCGGCCACAUCACUACAUUAGAUCUAUACUGCCUGAUGGGCCAGUAGGCUUGAAUGGACGUUUAAAAAGUAGUGAUGAACUAUUAGAGGUGAAUGGUCGACGUCUGCUGGGUUUGAACCAUGUGAAUGUUGUGGAAAUUUUAAAAGAUUUACCUCAACAUGUGCGACUGGUUUGUGCCCGUAGAAAAUAUCCCCUUCCAGAUACAUUCACAGCACCUGAUAUGCAAAUACCGGGAACAUUGCCUUACUCGCAUGGAGUUGAACCAGGACCUCCACUGACUGAGAGACUUGUGAAAGCAAAGUCAGAAAUGGCCUUAUCAACAACUGAAGCUCCCCCUGUGGACAUCAAGACCAAGUCCAGAUCUAUGGAAACCUUAAAUGCCUUUGCCAUGUGGAGCUCCCAGCCAGUGGUCAUAGAGCUGGAGAAAGGAGAGAGAGGACUGGGCUUCAGCAUCUUAGAUUAUCAGGAUCCUGUUAAUCCCAAUGAGACUGUCAUAGUCAUCAGAAGUCUGGUACCUGGAGGUGUGGCCAUGCAAGAUGGGCGGCUAGUGCCUGGUGACAGGCUCAUCUUUGUCAACAGUGUCAAUGUGGAACAUGCCACACUAGACGAGGCAGUGCAGGCACUGAAAGGUGCACCGCGGGGAACAGUAAAGAUUGGAGUGGCCAAACCACUUCCCAUAAGUGAGGCAUUCAAGCAAGAUGCCCAGUUCAUGGUCUCCACUAGCAGCCCCUUAGCUCUACAAAAAGAGAUUGACCUGGCCAUUGUGUCAAGAGAUACAGACUCUGAACAGGAAGGUCAUGCUGACCAGAAGAACCUUGUAGUUGAAAUACCAUCCUUUGAUGUGGCUGACCAUAAGUCUUUUUCAGAAGCUGCUCUUACUUCCUCUGAACAGUCCUCUUCUUCAUCCAGUGACAGUGAACAAGGCAAAGUACUGCAGCGUAAAGAUAGCUUUUAUGAAAGUGAUGAUGAUGUUCGGACACCAAGAAGAGCUGUACCCAACAAGAGCUCUUCUAGCCAUGAUCUUGAACAGCCUCCAGGCUAUGACAAUGUUGUUGCAUCUGAGGCAGUCACUUCAGUGUAUAGCAAGCUUAUAGAAGAGAUCAAAGGGAAAGUAUCCAGCCAAGAAAAUACUGAGGCUGAGGUCUCUCCGAAAGCUGCCCAGGCAAAAGACACACAUGCAAUGCCAUUGCCUUCGUAUGAGGAAGCCCUAAAGGUCGGCAGUGAUAACAUCUGCCUAGUGUCAGCACCUAUUGCCAAACAAGACUCCACAGAGUCAGAAUCAGAUCAGCUGACAUCUAGGUCAUCUGAAGGAGGAACUCCAUCAUCAGAGGGUCCUCCCUCUGCCUCAAAGAGAACACCUCCUCCCAUACCCCCAAAACCUAAAGAUUCCAAGAGUCUUCUCAAAUUAGCUCAGGAGAAGGAAGCAGCAGCACCUCCUCCAUUACCGGUCACAUCUCCUCCCCCUGUGACGCACACCCCUCCAAAAACACCUCCCCUUCGUCCAGCGCCAAGUUCCCCGAAAUGGGGAGAUGCAGAUUCGAAGCGACGCCCAGGAUUGACCAAACAUCGCACAGCCAGUAGCUCGUCUUCCCCCGAGCACCUGACCUCAAGUGACCUUAAGUCUCCGCCCAGCUCCCCCAGAACCUUGUCCCCACUUCAUUCCACACUCGCCUCACCUGAAGUGCACAGAAUAUCUGCAAACCACGAGAGAACCAUUCAUAUACAGAAAGGCAGCCAGCAUUUAGGUUUAACGGUUGAGGCUGUUGAUAAAGGAGUCAAUGGCUGCAUCGUAAAGUCUAUCAACAAACCCAGCGCUGUAGACAGUGAUGGUCGCAUCCACCCAGGGGACUUCAUAGUGUCCAUCAAUAAGGAAAGCCUAAGACGCAUCACCAACGCCCAGGCCCGGGCCAUACUCCGACGGUCAUCUCUCUUAACAUCUGACAUCAGUAUCACUUACAUCUCAGGUCAAAAUAAUCAAAGUGCAAAUCUGGUGUCAGAACCCCAACAAAGUCCACUCCUUCAGAAACUGGCUCAUUCUCUGAGUAAAUCAGAGGAUGAGGAUGUCACAAACCAAACUCUGCCAGCACCAUCCCCACCCCCAACAGAACAGACUUUCACCAUUGGCCAGAAAACCCUCCAGACAGAUGGCACACCUGCACUAGGCAAUCAAGCCUGGAGUCCACCAAGGAUUGUAGAACUGGUCAGAGAACCUGGUAAAAGUUUGGGAAUCAGUAUCGUUGGUGGCCGAGUGGAUAUGUUUAACGUCUCCCAAGAAAACUGUAAUGCUGGAAUAUUUAUUAAACAUGUUCUUCCUGAAAGUCCAGCAGGUCGUAAUGGUACCUUGAAAAAAGGUGACAGAAUUUUAGAAGUGAAUGGUGUUGAUGUUAGGAAUGCUACUCAUGAUGAAGCUGUUGAAGUGAUUCGCAACUCAUCUAGUCCUAUCACAUUUGUUGUUCAAAGUCUUUCAUAUUCCUCUUGCCCUGGUGAUUUAGAAUCUGUACAGCUACAGCCCACGUCCUCUAUUGAAGAGUCUACUGCUGUCCCUUCUGUUGGAUCUAUUGCUUCCACUUCACCUGGAACAACUCCUCAACAGAGUUUUGAUAAAGUUGAUGUCAAGCAGCUAGAAUCUUACAGUGAUAGUGAGGAAGAGGAUGAGUUUGGUUACACAAAAAAACGAAUUCAGAAAAAGUACAGUGAUCUGCCUGGCCUAGUACAGCUUGUGGAUUUAAACCGAGGCUCUGCUGCCAUGGGUAUGGGGCUUGCUGGGAAUAAAGAUCGCAGUAAGAUGAGUGUCUUUGUCGCUGGUAUCCAGCCUGAUAGUCCAGCAGAUCAGGAUGGGAGAAUUCAAGUGGGUGAUGAGCUUCUGGAGGUGAAUGGAAUCAAUUUGCAUGGCCUUAGUCACCUGAAUGUCUCAGCAGUAAUCAAAGGUGUAAAUACACCCAUAGUUAAACUGGUGACUCACAGAAGAGAAGAUUUUCUGGAACAUAUGGCAGUGAAACCAUUGAGAUAUGGUGGCUCUAGUCAGUUUGAUGUCCAGUCUGUGCCCCCAGUGUCCCCAAGUGGCAAGGAGAACUCUGUAAGAUCCCAGUCUCCCCUAACUAUUAGUGGCCCCACAACUCAUGUAGCACAGAGCAGUCCAGCAUCAGAGCCUGUGCAGGUUAUUAUAUUACACAAGCAAUCACAGGGUCUUGGAUUUGGAAUUGAAGAAGACAAUAAAAAUGGCCGCAAUGGAAUUUACGUCAAAACUAUCACAGCUGGUGGUUUGGCUGACAAGGAUCAACAGCUCGAAGUAGGAGAUGAAAUCUUGGAAGUUGGCGACAAAACAUUAUCUGGCUGUCAUUAUGAUAAGGCUAUAGACAUACUACGUGCUGCUCAAGGUUCUGUACGUUUAAAAGUUCGUAAGACCAAUCAGAGCAACAAUCUGGCCACAGGAAGUUAUACACCAGGGAAGAUGCAACUUCUCAAUACUUUAGGUGAAUCUACAACUGAUCCAAGUGAAUCAGAUGAUAACCCAGACCCAAAGACCUGCCCUAUUGUGAUAGGAAAAAAAACUUUCAUUGAGAUAGAGAAAGGCAAGACUGGGCUGGGACUAAGUAUUGUUGGAGGAUCAGAUACACUACUGGGUGCUAUUAUAAUCCAUGAAGUAUAUGAAGAUGGAGCAGCUGCUAGAGAUGGCAGGCUGUGGGCAGGAGAUCAAAUCCUUGAGGUUAACAAUGAAGACCUGACUGAUGCCACUCACAACAGAGCCCUGCAAGUUCUUCGUCAAACUCCCCCUGUUGUACAGAUGACUGUGUACAGAGACGAGAGUCAGAUUAGAGAGGAGGAUAUUUUGGAUGUAUUCACAGUAGAACUACUAAAACGACCUGGAAAAGGUCUUGGCCUCAGCAUUGUGGGGAAAAAAAGUGAUGUUGGCAUAUAUAUUUCUGAUAUUGUGAAAGGUGGUGUGGCUGAAGCUGAUGCUAGAUUAAUGCAAGGGGAUCAAAUUCUGGCUGUUAAUGGGGAAGACAUGAGAAAUGCAACACAAGAAUAUGCAGCUGCUGUCUUAAAGACAUUAAUGGGAAAAGUCAGUCUAACAGUUGGCAGACUAAAGGCAGGAUCUAAGUCUUCUUCCAGAAAAAAUUCCAAUUAUGAAUCAUCACUCAAGAAAUCUGACUCUUCUGUCAGUAAUAAGUCCAAGGGAAAACACUCUAAAAAUCCAAGUGAAGACCUUAACCAUCUCAGAGUUGUUGAGCUAGAACAAGAUCUCUCAGGAUCUUUUGGCAUUAGUGUGGCUGGGGGACUAAAUAGCCCCAUUGGAGAUGCCCCUGUCAUCAUAGCCACACUGAACCCAACUGGACCUGCAGCAAUGUCUGGAAAACUGAGGGCUGGAGAUAAAAUUAUCAACAUUAAUGGCACAUCAACAGAAGGGAUGACUCAUGAACAAGUUAUCAGUGCUUUACGAGCAGACACUAAAGUUGUGCUGCAUGUAGUCCAGGGUGAAGCUGUAUCAAUAACUGGACAAAGGUCAAGGCAUGUGAGUGGUGAAGUUAUGGAUCCAAAAGACAUGAAUGUUGAAGUUGAAGAAAUGGAGGAUGAUGGGCAACCACCACAGUUUAAACAAAUCACUUUAAAUAGAGGUCCAGAUGGUCUUGGCUUCUCUAUUAUAGGAGGUCAUGGAAGCCCCCAUGGAGACUUACCUAUAUAUGUAAAAAACGUUUUUAAUAAGGGAGCUGCAUUUGAGGAAGGAAGACUAAGACGUGGGGACCAAAUUCUGACUGUUAAUGGGCAACCAUUGGAUGGCCUAACCCAUGAAGAAGCUGUGAACAUUCUGAAAAACACUAGGGGCACUGUGACCCUUGGUAUUCUUUCUUGAUAUUAAAUUGAAAGUUGUGUUGAUAAAGAAAUGGGAAACGAACAAUUAAAGUAAAUAGAUGCAACAUACUUUGUUUAGUGUUAUCAGACUUAAGAUUGGAAUGAUGUUUUCAUGAUUAAAUGAACAUUAAUGGAACUUUUUGCCUUUUUUUUUAAACAGAAAUGUAUUUUCAUGAUAUUUUAAAGGAAUGAAACAAAAAUGACUUUUUAAUUAUUUAAACUAAUUCAUUAUAUUUUAUUGAGAUAAAGAGCAAAAGGGCAUUUACAAAAUUUGACUGCAGAAAAAGAGUUGUUUUUUUAUUUGGAUAAAUUUUGCAUGUUCUGUUUUUUUUUUUUAUUGUGUGGAGAUUUUCUUUGAGAAUGUCAAGCGCACACCAUAAUGUUGAGAUGAAGAACUGAAUCACUGAAAGUUGAAUUCACUUCUAAACACUACAUUCCAAAUAGUUACUGUCAUUGCUAGUCAGUUUGAUUUGAAUCAUAAUUUAUUCAGUUGUGCUGGGUUUUAUUUUUUACCUUGUAAUUUUUUUGUCAAUAAAUGCAUUCUUAUGGAUUUGAAUCAAUCAUUUCUAAAGAGAUUUGUGGCUGAGUCAACAGAAAACAAAAAAACUGUGGGUAAGUUAUGUGUAGGACUUUGGUGCAGAAAAUGCAGUCUAUGUAACAUUUGCCCAUACAUUUGAUUAAUAUUGUCUCUAGGAUACUUGCAAUACAAUACACUUUAACUUAACGACUCUAAUGGUUGUCAAUAUUUCUUGCAACAAUUUGUUGUUCCUAGUAUGCAAAUAGUUUUAUU